AAGAUCCGAGAAGUGAGACUGAGCGAGAAAAGCGAACACAGGUACCAAGCUCCAUUGAGGAAAAGCAAUUCGCCAUUUUAAAAAUCCUAUCAGUCUAGGAAGCAAAGUUUCGCGGUGAAUGAGUUUUGGCGAGAAUUUUUGCAGGUUCCAAGUGCAUUCGUAAAAAAAUCGAUGCCGAAGAGCUCGCGUAGUGAAAAAGAUCAGAACCUCCUGUAUUGCGUUGUAAUUCGCAGUGGCGUUAUCAAGAAAAAAUCGAUCGUAACAGAGAAUAAUAAUCAUGAGGGUAAAGUAUUUUUCCUCCUCCGUGGUACUUUUCCUAGCAGCAGCAGAGCUAAACACAGCGCAGUAUUGAAUAAGGGCAUGGCAUCGUUAUGUCCACUCUCUGGCCGGCGGUAGAAGCACUGAAGAAGGAAGCGGGAAGAAAAUUUAAUAAUUAAUGCACAAAAGUGUUCCUUGUCUGCAUAGGUUCUGCCUUGAAGUACUAGCGAGUGACCUUCCUCUGAAACCGAGUGGUCGGGUUAUUGUGAAAAAAUUAAGUUUUAAAACAAUAACAGUUCUGUUGUUUGAAACAUUGUGCCGAUUGGGCUAAAAUAGUGUGAAGUAGAGGAAAAUAAAGUGAAUUUCUUGCUGUGGAGAAAGCAGUUCUCGUUCUACCCACAUCCAACUGUGUGUUGUUACUCUGGCAGAGCUGAUCGCUGCAAGAGGUCUUUUCUUUCCGACCGUGCUAUAGUGCUGAAUGGUGUUACUGGUGCAUUCGUCAGCAUCAGGAAGUGGGCCACAUUGCAAAUUAGUUCAAACGAAGCAGCUAGAAACUCAACAAUUAGAUCGUGCGCGUGAAUUAUAACAGCCUAUCAAAGUGGAUACCAAAAGCAACCUGGGUCUAACCCAGGACUUCGAGAGGAUGGUGGGACUGUCGGGCGGUGCUCAUCUCUAUGCAGCGGGACUUCCCCCUGCACAAGAAAUUGUUCGCGACAUGUCCUCCAUGCCUAGCGCUGCCCCAACAAGCGCCGAUGCCUGUCUUAGUAUCGUCCAUUCGCUGAUGUGCCACCGGCAAGGCGGUGAAAGCGAAGGCUUCGCUAAACGUGCAAUCGAAUCUCUGGUGAAGAAGCUGAAGGAGAAACGAGACGAGCUGGAUUCUCUCAUCACUGCCAUCACGACAAACGGUGCUCAUCCGAGUAAAUGUGUCACGAUCCAGCGGACACUAGAUGGACGUUUACAGGUUGCUGGCCGCAAGGGUUUCCCACAUGUGAUUUAUGCUCGCAUAUGGCGCUGGCCUGAUCUCCACAAGAACGAACUGAAGCACGUCAAGUACUGUCAAUUUGCGUUCGAUCUCAAAUGCGACUCGGUUUGCGUCAAUCCGUAUCACUACGAACGGGUGGUAUCUCCCGGAAUUGAUCUAUCCGGAUUAACACUGCAGACAGGCCCAAGCCGCUUAAUUAAGGAUGAAUACACACCUGGUUCAGGGGUGCCAGGAUCAAUGGAUAUCGAUGGCAAUGAAAUUGGAACUAUCCAACAUCACCCUACGAUGGUGCCCGGAUCGGGCUAUGGAGGCAUGGGAAUGCAUCAACAAGUGCCAGACCCGUCACAGUUGGGCAGUAUGUUUCCUCCGCCGCCGGGUAGCGCCCCAAGACCUAUACCAAAAAUGGAACCAUCCGAGCAAUCUCGAAACAGCAAUGGUAGUUGGAUGAACAACCCAAGUUCAUCCUCGUUGUCUGCUUCCAGCUCCGCCCCGCUAAAUCGGCUUUCAUCAUCACUGCCGCAUUCCUCCGUACUAGGUAAUGCCAUUGGUCUAGCCAACAGUGGAGGAUUACGUCCUCCUCAGCCGGGUCCGCCACAGGGGCCUCCUCAGCCGCCGCAACCAAAUUCCCAAAUGACAAACGGUGGAAACGGCCUGAUAGGCAGCUCGUCACAGCCCAAUUUGCUGAACUCAGACGGUCAGGGCCAAUACUAUACCAACAGCACCGUCGACCCUACACUUUCCGGUGAUCCUCAACUCGGUCCAAACAUGGGCGUACCAAACUCGAUAUCCGCAGCAUCACCUGUAUCUCCUCACCUGCAGCAAAAUGGUUACAGCCACCCACCGAACAACCAACAGCAACAGCAGCAGCAGCAGCAACAACAACAACAACAACAACAACCGCCACAGCAGCAGUCACAACAACAGUCCUCCAGUCAAGGACAGUACAACCAACACCAGACCGGUGCUGCAACCUGGUCUGGUGCCAACACGCUAACGUAUACGCAAUCGAUUCAGCCACCAGCACCGGAUCCGCGAUCUCACAGUGGCCAUCAGCAAUACUGGCAACAUGGAGGCGGUCCCGGUAGUGUCAGUGGUUCAAGCUCAGGUCAAAUGCAGGAAAUGCCUAGCCAACAGCGUCUGUCUCGACAGCCGGCUCCGGAAUAUUGGUGUUCGGUUGCCUACUUCGAACUCGAUACGCAGGUCGGCGAAAUGUUCAAGGUACCAUCGAAUCGUCCCAAUGUUACUGUCGAUGGCUAUGUAGACCCGUCUGGUGGAAAUCGGUUCUGCUUGGGCGCACUCAGCAACGUUCAUCGAACGGAGCAAAGCGAAAAAGCGAGAUUACACAUCGGCAAAGGAGUGCAGCUAGAUCUGCGCGGCGAGGGAGACGUUUGGUUACGGUGUCUCAGUGACCAUUCGGUUUUUGUACAAAGCUACUAUUUGGAUCGAGAGGCUGGCCGCACGCCCGGCGAUGCCGUUCAUAAAAUCUAUCCCGCUGCAUGUAUAAAGGUAUUCGAUCUCCGCCAAUGCCAUCUCCAGAUGCAAUCGCUUGCUACUAGCGCCCAAAAAGCUGCCCAAAUGCAAGCUGCAGCUGUGGCCGGUGUAUCCGGGUUGGCUGUUGGUGCUCCCAGAAAUCUUUCCGCCGCUGCCGGAAUCGGUGUCGAUGAUUUGCGAAGGCUCUGCAUUCUGCGGUUAUCGUUUGUUAAGGGGUGGGGUCCCGACUACCCUAGACAGUCAAUCAAAGAGACACCCUGCUGGGUAGAGGUGCACUUACACAGAGCACUGCAGCUGCUGGACGAAGUGUUGCACCAAAUGCCGAUCGAUGGUCCUCGAGGGGGUAUAGAGUAAAUAUGUGCGUAGCUGCUUCAGUCAGUAGGAUAUUUAUUUCAUGCGUAUCUGUUAAUAUGGUUUAUGGUAGUGUGAUACAUACAUGAAUGAUUAGUGAUCACCAGAGUGUUAUGAGAGUGCGCAUUCAAAUGCUUGUUAAAAACAUGAGUUUAGCUAUCCGUUCGAGACGGUAAUGCAGAAAACCUAUUCCUGUAUAGCGACUUUCUUCUUUUUACCCUUCUGGUAUUCAAAAAUUAAAAUAUGAGUCAUCUUCAGCUCAUCGUCUAUAACGGAUAGUGAAAACAAGAGAAACGUGUGAUUUGUUAGUGAAUAACGUUUAUGAUAAGCAGAAAAACAUGUAUACUUAGCAGCUGAAAUAUGAAUAAACUUAUUUAUACAGAUA
Messenger RNA from Ochlerotatus camptorhynchus, 3467 nucleotides. RefSeq names its product Smad/Smad4 homolog Medea (gene Med). The record is from RefSeq and is a predicted model, not a curated record. The coding region runs from base 902 to 3085 and encodes 727 amino acids. Gene Ontology annotation, biological process: BMP signaling pathway; cell differentiation; transforming growth factor beta receptor signaling pathway. Lineage: Eukaryota; Metazoa; Arthropoda; Insecta; Diptera; Culicidae. Gene Ontology annotation, molecular function: DNA-binding transcription factor activity, RNA polymerase II-specific; I-SMAD binding; RNA polymerase II cis-regulatory region sequence-specific DNA binding. Gene Ontology annotation, cellular component: heteromeric SMAD protein complex. The transcript has 9 exons.